Homo sapiens (human) is the source of this 6731-nucleotide messenger RNA. RefSeq names its product solute carrier family 66 member 1 (gene SLC66A1). Lineage: Eukaryota; Metazoa; Chordata; Mammalia; Primates; Hominidae. Gene Ontology annotation, biological process: intracellular amino acid homeostasis. Gene Ontology annotation, cellular component: lysosomal membrane. The record is from RefSeq and is a predicted model, not a curated record. The coding region runs from base 2786 to 3835 and encodes 349 amino acids. Gene Ontology annotation, molecular function: basic amino acid transmembrane transporter activity. The transcript has 2 exons.
UGAGCAAGAACAGCCAUGAGUGCCCCAGAAGCUUACAGCCCAGCGGGGCGCAGAGAGGACACAACGCUAUCAUCAAAGAAUUACUUCAUUGCAGUGGCACCAAGUGCUGCAGAGAAAAACAACAAGAGCGUCUAGCCAGGGACCGUCCUGGUUAGAGGGGCAGCAAAGGCCCCUAUAAGUCUCAUUGAACCUGUGACUUGACAGAGUAGGAGAAGUCAGGCGAAGGCAGGAGAGGAAUGUUCUAGGCUGUGCAGACGAGAGCUGGAGUGUGGAGAGACACAUGACUUGGUCAGACAAACCUGGGUUCAAAUCCUGGCUCCUCCCCUGCUUCCUAGCUGUGUGACGCAGGGCACACAGUCAACCUCUCUGUGCUGCCGUGUCUUCACCUCAGUUAACAGCCACUGUCUCGUCAGGAUGUUGUGUAAGAUGAGGUAUCUGGAAACACUCCCCACAGGACCCCGUUUUCAGUGAGGGCUCAGAAAGUGUUUGCUGAAUGGCUGUAAAGAGCGUUACCUGGGUCUCAUUUCGGAGCAAGUAAACAUGGCCUUUGUUUUAAUAUUUGUUAAGUCCCUGCCGGGCGCAGGGAGGGGUGAAAGUUUAGGCUCUUGUGCCCCAAAACGGCCCAGCCACCUGGAAGCCUCCAGGACGCCACAGCUGAGAGCAAGCGAAGAUCCUGGGCCAGGGUCAAGGGAGGCUGCCCACGGGAAGGAGAAGUCAGUGCUAGGCUUGGAGACAGAUGGAGCUUGGCUAGGGCUUGAGGAGCCGGGCAGAAGUUCUGAGUGGAGGGCACAGCUAAGGUAGCGGCUGGGAGGUUAUGGCUGGCCCUUCCCACCUGCAGCGUGGGGGUGGGAGGGAGGGGAGAGGGAGGCAGCUCCCAGGAGUCGAAGGCCCCCAGGGGCAGGUCCAACCCAGUCUCUGCUCAGCUUGGCCUUAACGGCGGCACCCCCAGAUCUCCAUCCAGUUCCUGGUGUACAGGCGCAGCACCGCCGCCUCGGAGCUUGAGCCCCUCCUCCCCAGCUGACCAGAACCAGGCUGAGCGCAGGAGGACAGGCACCACCGGAUGCCACACCAGGCAGGAGGAGGUGUGGACAGUGAUGGUACGGCGGCCCUGCAUCAGCCUGCGGGUGGCCUCUGGAUCCUCCGUGGACCGAACCGUCCCCCCAGGAACACACCUUCAGGGGCCACAGCCACAGCCUGCUGGACUCAGGACUGUCCUGUCAACUCCAGACAACUGAAUAAACAGGCCGGGUACAGUGGCUCGCACCUGUAAUCCUAGCACUUUGGGAGGCCGAAGCGGGUGGACCACUUGACGUCCGUAGUUCGAGACCAGCCUGGCCAACAUGGUGAAACCCCAUCUCUACUAAAAAUACAAAAAUUAGCCAGGUGUGGUGGCACACAUCUGUAGUCCCAGCUACUUGGGAGGCUGAGGCAGGAGAACUGUUUGAACCUGGGAGACAGAGGUUGCGGUGAACCGAGAUCGUGCCACUGUACUCCAGCCUGGGUGACAGAGUGAGACUCCGUCUCAAAAAAAUAAAAAAGAUAACCGAGGAAACGGUACCUCCCCAUGAGACCUGCUUCUGUUGCUCCUUCCCCAAGGUGCUGAGGGAUCGGGGCUGCUUUGGGGACCAGCGGUGGAUGUGGAUGGGGAUUCAGGACGAGCUGAGCAGAGGGGACCGCAUCUGCCUGCAGCCCUGGCCCAGCCUCCUGGGGCCUCUGGUUUCUUUAGCCUGCUUCUCCGGGCCCUUUCCUGACAGGCCCCACACCUUACUGUGGGGACAUAGCAGGGAGAGUGACUCCCCACGGGGAGCCUGCCCCUCGGUGUUCAGGAAGAAGCAGAAUGGUUAAGGUUCUGUUGGAUCUGGGUUCUCCAUCGCAGUUCCUCAGUGCCUAGCUUAUCUCAUCUGUGAAAUGGACAGUACUGUCAUUUCCUGUGUCCUUUCAAGGAUUACAUAAGAUGCUGACAUUAUGGAGUUUAGCCCCAGAUCUGGCGCAUAGUAAGGGCUCAAUAAAGGUUAGUUUUGAGGACUUUUAGUUGGAGAAGAGGAGCAACCAGAUCUUGGAGAUCAGGGAGAGCCUCCUGGAGGAGGUGAUAGGUCAGAAGGAUGAGCGGGAGAUAUCACAGGGAAAGAGGGAGGAUUGAAGGCAGGAGGAAGAAGUGGCGGGUACAGGAGCAAGGUGGGAGAGUGGAGAGGAGGGCAGAGCUGAGCUCCGAGUGCUUCCUGGACCCGCAAACUCAGUGUUGUCCAGACCCUGUUUUAUUUUUAAAAUUUUUUAGCCCAGGCCGGAGUACAGUGGUGCGAUCAUAGCUCACUGCAGCCUCGAACUCCUAGCUUCCAGGGAUCCUCCCACUCAGCCUCCCGAGGAGCUGGGACUACAGAUGAGCACCACCAUGCCUGGCUCCAGACCCUGUUCUGAUUCCACUUUCCUGGGGGUCAUGACCCUCAGGUGCCUGGAGCACAGAGACGCCAGCUCCCCACCUUGUUGGCCUGAUCUCACCCCACACACCCAACCCUAGCUGUGGAAAACCAGAACCAGGGACUUGGGGUAUCUGGUGGGGUAGUCUUGGGGAGAGACGCUGCGUCCCAGAGUGGGCCUUGCCUUUAGGAUCUCCCUUCCCAGCCCCGGAGAAGGGAAACGGUGCCAUGGCCAUUCUGGUGCCGCAGAUCCUUUGUGAGCACAGCCCUCCACUCAGCCUUUGCUGUGUCAGACACCGGGGCUGUGGUGAACCAGCUCCAAGGCCCUGCCUUCCAGGAGAGGAGAUGGUUACCAUGACCAGAAGGUAGAAAUGUCAGGAAAUGAGCAGAUGAGACCAGCCCCAGGAGGGUCAAUCAGGGAGGACUUCUCAGAGGAGUGGCCUUUGAGCUGGAUCUUGAAGGCAGAGGGGAGGGCAGUUCAGGAAAAGGGAGGGGCAGGUACAGAGGCCUGGAGGUGGGUGUCUCGGGUGCUUCCAAGGUGGGGCUGCUUACAAGGAGCCUUGAAAGCCACACCAAUGCCAAGGACAAGGUCCUGGGGCACACCCAGCAGCAGCCCAGCAGCAGGUGAUGGGGUUUGGUCGGGUGAAGAGCCUUUUGCUAGAGAGAGGAGGCAAGGCACACCUCUGAGACCCAGGUGGGCAGAGAGGGCCAGUCUCCCCUGCCCUGUCCCCCUAGGGGACACCCACGGAGCCCAGGAUGCCAUCUGGCAUGCAGCUGUUAGUUGCACACUUGCCAUGUGCGGGCUGCGCCGCCUGCCAUCAGUGCACGAGAUCUCCCCGUCUUCACAGCCAGCUCUGAGAUGGGGGAGUUUUUAUUUUUUUUUGACACAGAGUCUUGCUCUGCCGCCCAAGCUGGAGUGCAAUGGUGCGAUCUCAGCUCACUGCAACCUCCGCCUCCCGGGUUCGAGCGAUUCUCCUGCCUCAACCUCCCAAGUAGCUGGGAUUACAGGCGCCUGCCGCCACGCUCAGCUAAUUUUUGUAUUUUUAGUAGAGACGGGGUUUCACCAUGUUGGCCAGGCUGGUCUCGAACUCCUUACCUCAGGUGAUCUGCUUGCCUCAGCCUCUCAAAGUGCUGGGAUUACAGGUGUGCCACCGCGCCCGGCCAAGAUGGGAGUAUUUUUAUGGCCAUUUUACAGAUGGGAGAACAGUCUCAGCACAAUUGAGCAGCUUGCCCAGCUAGGAGCAGCAGCAACACGAGACCCUCCAGCUUUGGGAGCCACCCCACACCUGGCCAACGCUGGCGGCCCGUGUCCCCUUCCUCCAUCCUUGCUGGGGGCCCAUGGCUUGUGGCAGUUCAGCUUCACCCUCAGGAGUGGCCCGAACCCUGCUGGACCCAGGCUCCCUUCUCACCAUCCUGAAUAGCGACUUUGCUGAGCCUCUGGCCCUGCCGAGAUUUCAGGAUAAGUUACCCCCAGGCCCGAAGCCCCAGCUUGCCCUGGCCUGUGCCUGCCUCAGGUGCCAGCUAGAUGUCUCGCUCCACCUGGGUCUGGGACCUGGCUCCACACCAGUUACCUGGGACCAGUAGGUGCCCUUCCAGCCUGAAGAUCUGGGGGCACAGUAUAGCCACAUGAGCCCCAAGUGUGGUCCUGAACUGGGGCCGGGUGGGGAAGAGUGAGAUGGGAUAACAUAGCCCCUGCUUGGAGGCCCUUCUCUGAUGGGGUGACAUAAUCCCUUCCUCCUGGGAAACACCAGCUUUUGGGGUGAUAGCACUUUCAGGCAGGAGCUAUGGUUCCUUCCUCAGGAGGCCUCCAAUCUGAUGGGGAAGACAUGGCCCCUCCCCCUGGGGAGUGCCCUGUGUGAUGGAGGCGAUACAGCCCCUACCUUCAGAGAGCACCUGGCCUGCAGCUCAUCCAAACCUGAGUCUCCUCUCCCUUGGAGGCCUCAUUCCAGCGCCCCAAGGAGGAUUCAAACUGUUGGGGCUGGAAGAACUUGGUGGCCUGGGUCCCUGGAGCCCUGUUGAAGGAGCUGGUGACAUUCUGAUGCUGGAGGCAGGUGACGGGGAGCACAGACUUUGUGUCCUGCACACUGAGCUCCAAGUGUGCCCCAGCCACUGAGCCUUGUGACUUGAGCAGAUGUCCGAAGCCGUUUCUUCAUCCCAUGAGACCAACAACACUGUCUGCCUCAGAACAUAGCCGUGAUCAAGAUGAGCACGGAGGCUCGUGUCCCAGCACCUGGCACACAGUAAGUGCCUGGUAAAUAAACAAUGGCUAUAUUUGCUUGUCAUCAGGGGGCUUACCAAUGCCUGGAACCUCCCCCAGGUUCCUCACAAAGAGAAGGGCCAAGGCCGGGUGCAGUGGUUCACGCCUGUAUUCCCAGCAUUUUGGGAGGCUGAGGCAGGAGGAUCACUUGAGCCAAGGAGUUCAAGACCAACUUGGGCAACAUAGCAAGACCCCAUCUCUACAAAAAUUUAAAAAAUUACAAUAAAGGCGAAUCUCAUCGAUGGGAUUCUGCCAUACUGAUGGGGCCGUGUUUGCUGAUGGUGGGCAAACAUGUUACCAAGUUAAACGCCUCCACAGGUGGCUUCCCUUUCUCCCUGGCUUACACCUCCUGCUCCUUCCUGCAGGUCAUGGGAUGGCAGGAUGCUUGUCUCCAGGUGUGGCCUGAAGGGAAAAGUGUGGACAGUUUGGUGUGAUCAAGGAAAUGGAACCACGCUUACCAGUUGCCCUUGUCCAGGAAGGGCUGGCUCCCUUAGGACGCCCACAUGGAGCAUGAGGUUGGGCCAGGCACCCCCAGAGGUCCCCGCCUUGGCAGGUUCUGUUUUACCUGUUGAACGAGACACUGUAUGGGGAAGUGACAUGCGCAGUGCCUGGCCCAGUGCUGUGCACACACGCUGCUUCGCUUCCUCAGGUUCCGGGGAUGGGAUGGGACAGAAAAGCUGGUUGCUUAGCUGGUGGCGUUCUCCAGCAAAGCAGAAGGGAUGGUCCUGGCAGCCCUGUGCCGAGCACUGGACCCCGCGCCCUCCCUGGCUCUCUCAGCCCCAAGGUCCCAUUAGUUAUCAAACCUGGUUUUUUGUUUUUGUUUUGAGACAGAGUCACUCCGUCACCCAGGCUGGAGUGCAGUGGUACGAUCUUGGCUUACUGCAGCCUCCACCUCCUGGGCUCAAGUGAUCCUCCCACUUGAGUGCCACCACGCCCAGCUAGUUUUUGUAUUUUUGGUAGAGAUGGGGUUUCGCCAUGUUGCCCAGCAGGCUGUUCUCAAACUCCUAAGCUCAAGUGAUCCUCCCACCUCAGCCUCCCAAAUUUGCUGGGAUUCCAGGGUUUUGAAGCCACAGCCAAGACGACAUGGCCUUCCAUUCCUGAAGCCGAGGAAGGGGAGAAAGCCACAACCUUCACCACUCUCCACCCUUUCUGUCUGUGUGACUUGGCUUUCAUCGGAGCUGAAUGACGGGACCCCAGAGGUGCCGGGUGACAGCCAGGUGCAGAGCCUCAACUACCCCAGAUGGUAAAGCUUUAAACUGAUCCACUGGCCAGGUGAGGCGACUCAUGCCUGGAAUCCCAACACUUUGGGAGGCUGAGGCAGGUGGAUUGCGUAAGCUGAGUUCAAGACCAGCCUGGGCAACGUGGUGGUGUGCACCUGUAGACCUAGCUACCUGGGAGGUUAAGGUGGGAGGAUUGCUUGGGCCCUGGAGGUCAAGGCUGCAGUGAGUCAAGACAGCACCACUGCACUCCAGCCUGGGUGACAGAGACCUUGUCUCAAACAAAACAAAACAAAACAAAACAAAACAAAACAAAACACAGGAAAACCUGGAUCUGCUUAGCAUUGGCCCUAGGGCAGGGAGUGGGUUACCUUCCACCGUGGAUUAACUCAGUUCAACUGAUAACUACUCCUCCAGGCCCCCAGCCUGGGACAGCCCUGGGGACACAGUCACCCAGUAGCAGCACUGUGCCCAGCACAGGUAAGCACUCAAUAAUGACGACGGUUACUAAGUACUCCACCCCCACCAAACAGUAGGCAGAGACUGUCUCUCCUGUUGGCCAUCAUAACCCCAGUACUCAGUAGGCGCUGAAUGUUUGGUGAAUGAGUAAGUGAAGGGAAAGCUGAGGCACCAACCCUCAGGGAGCCCUCAGUCUGGUGGAUGUAACCAACAACCACAGAACUACAGAACUGUAUACUUUAGAUACAUGAAUUGUGUGGUAUGUGAAUUAUAUCUCAAAGCCAUUUGAAAAAAUACCAAAUGUGCCAUUAAGAUUUGGAUGGGAAGUUAUGGGUAAUGAGAAUAUAAUGACAUCUUGCAACAUUAUAUUGAGAAAAAUACAAA